Messenger RNA from Neolamprologus brichardi, 3492 nucleotides. It is a transcript of the gene mid2, whose product is annotated as midline 2. Lineage: Eukaryota; Metazoa; Chordata; Actinopteri; Cichliformes; Cichlidae. Gene Ontology annotation, cellular component: microtubule. Gene Ontology annotation, biological process: protein localization to microtubule. The record is from RefSeq and is a predicted model, not a curated record. Gene Ontology annotation, molecular function: microtubule binding; zinc ion binding.
UUUUGAACGGGCUCUAAAGCAGCGGUGUAACCGAUCCCAGCUGCUACUGUGUGGGGAAUUGAGAGCUAUUCCCGUCCCCCGUAUGUUGAUCACGUGUCCUUAGGGGACGUUUGCUUUGGGGAUCACUUUGGGAGGUAAACGCAGCGCACCGGUGCGCGUAGCCAAUUUGGAGAGAAACAUCCUUAAUAAUAAUCGUAAUGAUCCACCGGAGGAUCAACCGGAUCACUUUUGUUUCGGGGCGUUGUCAUACACCCUGUACGGUGGCUUGUUUUACACAGAUCAGUAAGGGACUGGCACUCUUUGUGUGCUCCGUGACUCACUGACUUGUCAAAACUUCUGCGCUUACGAGCCGCGAUCUUUACUGCGAGCAUCACAUUGUUGCCAUCUCCUGCAACGAGUCGACGUACGGAGCUGUCACUGCGAGCCGAGGUAAUUGGCCAGCUUCCGUGGGAUUUGAUGUCACCUUUAGAUUGGUUCAACUGAAGAUGGAAACACUGGAGUCUGAGCUGACCUGCCCGAUCUGCCUGGAGUUGUUUGAAGAUCCUCUGCUCUUGCCGUGUGCCCACAGUCUGUGCUUUAACUGUGCUCACCGCAUCCUGGUGUCUCACUGCUCCACCAGCAAGCCCCUCGAAUCCAUUUCUGCCUUUCAGUGUCCCACCUGUCGUUACGUCAUCACGCUGAAUCACCGCGGCCUGGAGGGCCUUAAGCGCAAUGUGACGUUGCAGAACAUCAUUGACCGCUUUCAAAAGGCCUCCCUUAGCGGCCCCAAUUCUCCCACGGAGAGCCGUCGCCUGCAGCCGCAGCGACCCUACACCGCCACCAUUAGCGGUACAAUAGCUGGAACGAUUGGCGGCGGCGGUGGCACAAGUGGAGGCAGCGCUCGUAGCAGCCCGGCCACUUCCAGCCACUCCCACCAGCACGCCAACCACACCAAUCACAUCAACCACACCAACGCUAACCACAGCCCAGCUGUCGUUGCUAAAAUGGAUCCACGGAUCAGCUGCCAGUUCUGUGAGCAGGAUCCGCCACGCGAGGCCGUCAAGACUUGCGUCACGUGUGAGGUAUCGUACUGUGACCGCUGCUUGCGUGCGACACACCCCAACAAGAAGCCCUUCACCAGCCACCGCUUGGUGGAGCCAGUGCCAGACACCCACAUCCGUGGCUUGACCUGCCUGGAGCAUGAGAACGAGAAGGUCAACAUGUACUGCUUGGUGGAUGACCAGCUCAUUUGUGCCCUCUGCAAGCUCGUGGGACGCCACAGAGAGCAUCAGGUGUCCUCCCUCACUGAACGUUUUGACAAGCUCAAGGCUUAUCAGGUGAGCCCGGGCAGAGUGUCAGAUGCAGUAAUGGAGGCUUCAAAGACAAGCGCUGCGCAAACUCUGGAGAACAACCUAACCAACUUGGUGAAGAGGAACAGUGAGCUGGAGAACCAAAUGGCCAAGCUCAUUCAAAUCUGUCAACAGGUUGAGGUGAACACAGCCAUGCAUGAAGCUAAGCUGGUAGAGGAGUGUGAUGAGCUGGUGGAGAUCAUCCGCCAGAGAAAACAGGUCAUCGCCGUGAAGAUCAAAGAAUCCAAGGUGAUGAAACUGCGCAAGUUGGCUCAGCAGAUUGCAAAUUGUCGCCAGUGUUUGGAGCGCUCCAGUGCCCUGAUCACACAGGCUGAGCAGAGCUUGAAGGAGAACGACCACGCCCGCUUCCUUCAGACUGCCAGAAAUGUCGCCGAAAGGGUUGCAAUGGCCACGGCUUCCUCGCAGGUGCUCAUCCCAGAUGUCAACUUGAACGAGGCGUUUGACAACUUUGCUCUUGACUUCUCCCGAGAGAAGAAGAUUCUGGAAGGACUAGAUUACCUAACAGCUCCCAACCCUCCAUCUAUAAGAGACGAGCUGUGCACCGCCUCCCACGACACCAUCACUGUUCACUGGACGUCUGAGGACGAGUUCAGCGUCACCUCCUAUGAGCUGCAGUACACGAUCUACACGGGCCAAACAAACUUCAUCAGCUUGUACAACUCCGCAGACAGCUGGAUGAUCGUACCUAACAUCAAGCAGAACCACUACACGGUGCACGGCUUGCAGAGUGGCACCCGUUAUAUCUUCUUCGUCAAGGCUAUCAACCAAGCAGGAAGUCGCAACAGUGAGCCAGCCCGCCUCAAAACCAACAGUCAACCUUUCAAGUUGGACCCAAAAACAGCCCACAAGAAGUUACGUCUGUCCAACGACUGCCUGACCAUGGAGAAGGACGAGAGCUCGCUGAAGAAGAGCCACACCCCGGAGCGCUUCAGCGGAACAGGCUCCUAUGGAGCUGCUGGUAAUGUCUUUAUUGACAGCGGGUGUCACUACUGGGAGGUGCUACUCGGAGCAUCCACAUGGUAUGCCAUCGGCGUGGCUUACAAAUCAGCCCCGAAAAACGAAUGGAGCGGCAAAAACUCAUCCUCGUGGGUGUUCUCACGUUGCAACAACAACUUUAUGGUGCGGCACGAUGGUAAGGAGAUGCUGGUGGAGGCGAGUCUGCAGCUGAGGCGGCUGGGUGUCCUGCUGGACUACGACAACAAUUCGCUGUCCUUUUACGAUGCCAUGAAUUCCCAGCAUAUCCACACCUUUGAAAUCUCCUUCCUCCUACCUGUUGUGCCCACUUUCAUGAUCUGGAACAAGUCAGUCAUGAUACUCUCAGGGCUACCCGUCCCCGAUUUUGUCGAUGGCGUGGCCUCGGAUCUUCAAGAGCACCAACAGCAGCAAAUGGGGAUGUGCCGGCAAGACUCGCCAUACUUGACCGGGAUGAAGACCUGCCACUGAGUGGUCGUGUGACUGUAAAUGCGAUUAAAACACUGACACGGUGGCUCAUGUUAGCUAGUUACGUUCAUAUGGGUUUAAAAAGUUGCAAAUAUGCACAGCAGUCUGGAAAAAUGUCAGUCCGGUUAGUUUGUAGCCAUCCAAUAUUUUGCAAAUCCAUCAUCAACGAAUGGGAAUGAGGUCUUUCGACUGCAGCCAUCAGCAUACGUAAAGUCCAUCCGAUGCCCUGCAGUCACUGACAGAGAAAGCUUUGGUGUCCUGUAUUUUCAGGACCAUUUAAGGUCUUCCUUCUUUCAUCUGUGUUUCACCCCAGGCAGAAGACCAAAGUGAGAAUCUUCAUGUCAGCCAUUUAAAGUUUGAAGGUGCAGCACAUGAACAGUGAAACUACUUAACCUGUGGUAGAUUAUGAGAAAGACAGAAAAGGAAAAAUAUACAGAGAAAAAUGAAUAAAAAACCGAUUGAUGCUUUGACCACAGCAGUGGAAAGUGCCAUCCACCGAUCCAUAAUAGUUAUCAAACAGGUGGAUGGAAAGGCCGUAGCAGAUGCUUAGAAUCACAAUUUUUAGCUGCAUCGAACCAGUAAGUGAGCCUCCUCAUUCCCUGAGUAUCAGGGGCACUGUUGUUCCCAAAAAAGCCGAUCUUUUAAUGUCUUGAUUAUAAAUUACCCUUCUCUCUAAGGGGACAAGUAAACACAAACCUACCAG